Molecule: messenger RNA, 6666 nt
Organism: Haplochromis burtoni (Burton's mouthbrooder)
Lineage: Eukaryota; Metazoa; Chordata; Actinopteri; Cichliformes; Cichlidae
Product: connector enhancer of kinase suppressor of ras 2
Exons: 24
Coding region: 648-3932 (1094 amino acids)
Biological process (GO): regulation of signal transduction
Cellular component (GO): membrane; cytoplasm
Molecular function (GO): protein binding
Source: RefSeq, a predicted model, not a curated record
AUAUUAUUUAUCAGGGUGUUGCUGCUACAUAGUCUGCUGUUUAUUUACUGUUUGCAUUACCCCAACCCCCAGACACCCCUCCCACAUUGUGUAUAUGUACAUGUGUAUGUAAGGCAAGGAGGGAGGGAGACCGAGAGAGAUCCUCCCUAUAUGGUGUGCGUUGCACCAUUCCCUGGUCUGUAUUAUGAGUGGUGGCCCUAGUGAUGCUGCAGCGAGGCGGGCUGGAGGGGGAAAAAAGAGGAGAGGAGAAGGAAGGGAGGGGAGGGGUCGCUCCAUCCCCUGUGCGCCCACCGAAUCCACUUCUCACAGAGCGCGGGGCUGCUGGCUGGCGGGAAGGCACGAGAAAGAGAGCGAGAGAGUGAGAGAGCGAGGGAACGAGAGGAGGGAGGGAGAGGGAGAAGCGAAGAGAGAAGAGGAGAAAAGCGUGUGUGUGCGUGUCCGUGUGUGCGCGUGUGGAUUGCACCACCGCAUCCAGUUCACCGUUUUCUGCAGGCGGCCAUGCUCCGAUGGAGAGAAUAAACCCGACCACGUCUGGUUUCCCCUCAGAUUUAGCCACUCCGCUCCGUGUUUCCAGAUGUGACUGACAAGUCGUUUUAUGUCGCCCGCAUUGAGCUGUGCGCUGUUCAUCUCGGAUAGACUGUGACACCAUGGCUUUGGUUAUGGAACCUAUAAGUAAAUGGACACCAAAGCAGGUGCUGGACUGGAUGAAAGGUCUGGAUGACUGUCUCCAGCAGUACAUCAAGAGUUUCGAGCGGGAGCAGAUGGGAGGAGAGCAGCUGCUUCACAUCACCCAUCAGGAGCUGGAGGAGCUGGGUGUCACCAGGAUAGGACACCAGGAGCUCAUCCUGGAAGCCGUGGACCUCCUCUGCGCCCUGAACUACGGACUAGAGACAGAGAACCUCCGGACUCUAUCCCACAAACUCAACGCUUCAGCAAAGAACCUCCAAAAUUUCAUCCUCGGCAGACGGAGGGGCGGCCAUUAUGAUGGGCGAGCUUCCCGAAGGCUACCAAAUGAUUUUCUCACUUCAGUGGUGGAUCUAAUUGGUGCAGCCAAGAACUUGCUAGCUUGGCUUGACAGGUCUCCGUUUGCCAGUGUGACAGAGUAUUCAUUACUGAAGAACAACAUUGUGCAGCUCUGCCUAGAAUUAACCACCAUUGUACAACAGGACUGCACUGUCUAUGAGACAGAGAAUAAAAUUCUUCACGUGUGUAAGACCUUAGCAGGGAUAUGCGAUCACAUCAUCUCUCUGUCGUCAGACUCUCUGGUCUCUCAGUCUGCCCAUCUGGAGGUGGUCCACCUUACCAGCAUCAUGCCAAACGAAGGCCUGGGGAUGUAUAUAAAAUCAACAUAUGAUGGACUCCAUGUUAUCACCGGAACCACAGAGAAUUCUCCAGCAGAUCAGUGUAAGAAGAUCCAUCCAGGGGAUGAGGUGAUCCAAGUCAACCACCAGACAGUGGUGGGCUGGCAACUGAAGAACCUGGUGAAUGCUCUAAGAGAGGACCCAUGUGGAGUCAUCCUCACGCUGAAGAAAAGGCCCCAGAACACCCUGAGCUCCACACCAGCUCUGCUCAGGAACGUCCGCUGGAAACCACUGGGCCUGCAGCCGGUCCCGACCAGCCCCACCAGCACCUCACCUACACCCGGUGGAACUUUGGGCAUGUCCAAAAUGGAUGCCCCCAGCAUGCAGGACGUCUAUAUCCUCUCUCCUGUUUCCGGACUCUAUAGCACCAGGGAGGAGAUGGGUCUGAUGUCAUGUGACGACAUCAGCCGCUACAGCGUUAGCUCCCAGUCGGGCUCUAAAGGUUCAGAGGCGGUCAGUUACUACCUGGACCAGGACAGCGGUCAGUACUUCUCCUUGCUGGAAGGAGAUGGACCGCUGGGACCUGACUAUGACAGGGGUCGCAAUACGGGGGUUCGUCGGCGAGAUAAGACCCCUACCCAUGGUGACCUCAGACCCGUUUCCAUGCCUCCCGAAUAUAACUGGAUGGCCGAGGCCAAGGAACCCAGCAUGGGCAAGAGAGGGAGCCGAGAUUCAGACAACUCCCUCCUGCGCUACCUUAGUGACGACAAGAUCCUGGUGAUCGAGGAAGAACCCGAGGGUCCGAGCAGAGAAAGCCGCCGGGAUUCCACCAGACGCUCGAGGCGUAAGAGCCGUAAUCCCAGCAGCCCUAGUUUUCCCAUCAGCCCCUCCAUGCUGUCCUCCACCCUGCGCCUAGACCAGCCACCUGAAGCUUUGCCUAGAGGUGCAGACACACUGAGGGCAGACACAACAGACAGGUACUCGGGCUCAGGAAGCUCGGGAGCCGCCUCCAUGAGGAAGUCUUUCCAUUACACCUCCCUAAGAACGAAAACCAAAAAGAGAAGUAAAGGUUCCCUCACUAGUGCCAGUCGAAGGAGAAUCUCCUGUAAGGAUCUCGGCCACGGUGACUGUGAAGGCUGGCUAUGGAAAAAGAAGGACGCUAAAGGCUACUUCACCCAAAAAUGGAGGAAGUACUGGUUUAUCCUCAAAGAGUCUUGUCUCUACUGGUACACCAACCAAAACGAUGAGAAGGCUGAGGGCUUCAUCAGCCUCCCUGAGUUCAGAAUAGACCGAGCCAUAGAGUGCAGACGGAAAUUUGCCUUCAAAGCCUGUCAUCCGAAAAUCAAGAGCUUCUUCUUCGCCACAGAUUGUCUUGAGGAAAUGAACAGGUGGAUGAACCGGCUGGGUCUAGCUGCUAUUGGAUACACACCAGAUGAUAAGGUGCCUCGCCCUGAUGAAGACUAUUGGAGUGAGAGCGAUCAAGACGAUGUUGACGGCUCGAUGACACUCAAACAGGAGGGACCUUCAUCAUUCUGUGAUACUUACCAUCGCACACCAUCGGUUAAUUCUUCUAGCCCCUUCCCUGAGCCUAAGCAUGGUCGGCAUUUCUCCAGCGAGUCCACACACUCCCACUCCUCUGCUGAGGACCAGCGUGGAGACAGCAUGGGCAUGGGAACUGGCACAGGCAGCACCAGUACCCACUCAUCCGGCUGCCGCUCUUCCCAUCGUGAACGACGCUCCUGGCAGGACCUUAUUGAGACCCCUCUGACCAGCGCAGGGCUGCACUUCCUCCAGACAGCACCGGGGGAGAGUGAGUAUGGCGGCUUAAUGGGGAGCAUGGCUGGAGAAAUGGGGUUCUACGGAGGGCUGGGCAGACAGGGCAUGUCCCCAGAGAGACGCAGGCAGGCCACGCUGCCCGUACGGAGACACCACGCCGCAGAGAGGGACAGAGAACGGGAUGGGCCCUUCCCUCUGGAGCGGGGGCCGUACACACACAGCCACACACACAGGCGCUCCCACAAGCAGCGGAGCCAGAGUCUCCCCAGGAACAGGGACCCGAUGCCAGGAAAGCUGCUGCACACCUCUGCUCACAUGGAGGAGAGGAGUGAAGACGAGGAGGCAGAAGAGCAGGCUGCAGAUAUGCUUGAGGGUGAGGAGGAUCUGCGGGAGCUGAGAGUGGAGAGCAGAGAGAGGAGGGUGUCGGAGGGACGGGAGCGGCGAGUUUCAGAGUGCCGCGAGCCCGAGCCGCUGGAUGGGCUAGAGCAGCUCUAUCGGGCCCUGGAGCAAGCCAACGUGACAGCUUUAGGAGACCCUAGACCAUGUAGCAGGCAGGAGCUUCGACGCUGUUUCAUCCAGAGAGCCAGGGACCCCCUGCUCAACGACAGGCUGCACCGGGUCCGAGCCCUCCGUAGCACCUUGAAGGCCAAAGAGUCGGAGCUAGCAGUGAUCUGUUCCCUCCUGGAGGACCCUGGCCUGUGCUCCCAAACCUUCAGAGAAUGGAAGCAGUGGCACAGCGAGCUCUACUCAGACAUCUGCCAGCUCAGCCCCGGCACCAACGGCCAGGAUGACCUCUCCCCGCUGGCCGCACCUCUCAUGACCCACACGCACUCCUUCAUCGAGACCCACGUGUGAGAAAGAGACGAGAAGCGAAGGCUGAACUGACACGCACACGCAAACACACACACGCGCGCAGCAACACGGAACUUUACAUUAGCUAACCCUCUGUCCUGGUCACGACUCUGAGCAUGCACACACACACACACACACACACAUUGUAAGAUGUGUAAAUAUCAUAGAGGGAACAGUCUGAGACCUGCGUGUAUGAACUUUUGAUAAUCCCGAGGACCCCACAGGGUGCCAAUUGCAUGCCUGAACAGAAAGCAUUAAUCUUCCUUUGUCUAUGGAUCUCAGCAUAAACGCCACACGCUUGUCAAGCAAAACGGGGGGAAAAAACAGACUUUUUAACACAAAUUUUUUCUUUUAUAUUCUCUAGGUUUUGCUUUUGCUUUUUUUUUCUGCUUUAUUUUAGGGGUAAGGGGGAGCUAUGUAGCAGCAAUACAGAGGAAAACCCUUUUCACCACAACACUGUACUUUUGUACUGAUGAACUUUGCACCCAGAGCCACCAGUUCUCCCCCUUUCUCUCUGUGUUUUUUUUCCUCUUGCGUAUCUUUUUGAGUUACAGGGACCUCACUGUUAUUUCAGGCUGAUCUCACGGCACAGUGCGGGGAAAGUAAAGUGUGAAACUGUGAGAGGUAGCCAGCAAUGUCGGUUUAUCAGCGAGAACCCCUUUGCGCUGGCCGGAUUCAUGUGCUGAAGGAGGCUCCUCUGAACGAGUGCAGUUCUGUUGGCAUCUUCUCUUCCUCUCGUUUCUCUCCAUCACCUUCUCUUUUCUUAGCGACUUCUUUCUCUAGUCCUCAAAGACUUGUGUAUAUGUGUAUACUGAUGUAAAUGUUUGCGUUCCACUACCACUGUGAUAGGCUUCUAGAGGUAGCGGAGGGAAGACAGAGAGUAUGUAUUUGUGCGGGUGCAAAACAAGUUUAUUAUUAUUACUUUUUUUUGGUUUCUUUCGUAGUUUUUUUUCCUUAAACCGUGAAUGCAAGAGCUUAGAGAGUUCUUUUUCAGUCACUCACUACAACGAAUGCACUUUCUAUAUCUCUAUAUCUCAUCGGCUGCAUCACAGGGUCUACGUGUCAUCGGCCUCAUUACCAUUGCUGUUCAAAUAUCAGGUAAAAGCAUUUGCCGUCUCAUUUUCUAAAGAUUUGUGUACAGUCUACAAAUAUAUUUAAACAUAGAAGACUAUAUAAAAUCUAUUUACGUUUUGUGUCAUAGAAAUAAUGUAAAGUAUGAUGUAUUCUAUGCCAAGGUUCUGCAGUGUCCCCCUCUUCACUCUGUAGAUGCAGGGUGUUUAGCAGUCGAACAAAUAGGAUGCGACCGACAGCCGUCGCUGAUGGUCUUUACUGGUUUACAUCAUGGCUGACCAUUCUCUGGGUGGUGCGUUGCAUGAGACAAAGGCCUGGGACUGAUUUGAAUGGACAGGGUAAAAUACUGUGGAUCAUUUGUGUUCCUUUUUUUGUUCCUUCUCACAAUUGCAAGGUAAUUAGACUCGUAGCGCAUGAUAGAUGCAAAAGUACCGUCGAAGGAUGACUUUUUCUUUAUGUGCUCGUAGCUUUCAAGUCUUUGUUUUUCAUUCUGCAGUGUUUAGAGACACGUACUGUACCAUGAGAGUUAAGGGAGGUUUUUCCUUCUCCUUUAGCAUCCAAGCAGCAGGUUAUAAUUUGAUGUUUGGCUCACAUAGAAGACCGACCUGCAUCCUAAAGAAGCUUCUGACACCUCACUCCAAGUUACAUCACUGCAGUUGCUUCCAAAGUGAAAGCUAAUUUGACAUUCCCUCUAAGCAUAUGGUUGAUACUGGGCAGUCAUAACCUCUGCACUAAACGGUCUGUAAUGUCUGUGAAACCGGGAUGAAUCAUUUCAUCUGCAAUAUCAGGCCAAGGACUCAACGGUGCCCCCCAGCGUCGAGGACUCCGAGAGACACGUGUAGCACCUGCUGCAUCCAGCACUGUCUGUACUUAGUCUUCAUAUUUUACUGUUGUUCUUCUUCAUGAGUUUUCAUCAUGUCACACUGUAGUGAAAUAUCAAACGUGCCCCAGAGAUAUAGCUCAUGUUAUUUGCCUGUUAUUUCUUUAUUUUUGUUUUUUUUUGCUAGUUUGUUUUUUAAUGAUUAAUUUGAGAGUAACACAAAGAAACUCAAUGAUGCAAGCACUUUCCCUGUGCCUCCCAAUCCUCUCUUUGGCAACGAAAGGACUGACUAUUUCCACACACAGGCACGCACACACACACACAGACACACACGCGCAGCUGUAGAAGAGUUACAAUACAGUUUUAGUCUGCAGACCUCUCUCUGUUUGUCAUCUGUAGUGUUGGUCUUCUUUCUCCAACCGCUGCUCUGACAUACUGUAGAUUAAAGGAGUUCUGAGAGUUUUCAUUUGUAGGCACCGACUGUGUUAUUCCUCCCGAAUCUUUUUGUGUGUGUAAACCUGCAGAAACAGGCCGAAAAGGGAGAUUCCACUGUGUGUUCUUUCAGGGGUGUACACCUCAUGGUACAUUGCACAGGUGUGUAAGAUGUAAGUUGCACUGCGACAUUAAAAAAAAGGAACAUAUUGCUCUUUUUCAAGGAUAAUAUUAGCUUACUGUUAUUCUGUACAUUAAAAUGACUAAAGACGAUAUUAAAAAAGAAAGAAAAUUACAUUUAUUCUUCCUAAAGUAGCCUUUUUUGGUUUCAUAUAUAUGAAUAUAUAUUACAGAAAAUACAGAUUGUAAACCUAAGUUGUUAAACUUUGACUUCAAUAAACUGAAUCCUCUGCA